Molecule: messenger RNA, 510 nt
Organism: Pollicipes pollicipes
Lineage: Eukaryota; Metazoa; Arthropoda; Thecostraca; Pollicipedomorpha; Pollicipedidae
Product: homeobox protein OTX2
Exons: 4
Biological process (GO): regulation of transcription by RNA polymerase II
Cellular component (GO): nucleus
Molecular function (GO): DNA-binding transcription factor activity, RNA polymerase II-specific; RNA polymerase II cis-regulatory region sequence-specific DNA binding
Source: RefSeq, a predicted model, not a curated record
AUGAGUCCGAGCGGAGCGGAGGUGCACGCGGUGCCGGCGCCGCUCGGUGCCGAGUUUGACCCGGUCAGGAAGGAGGAGCAGCUCGUCUGCGUGACCAGUGCCAUGGCGUUCCCCCCGUUCGGCGCCGCGCCGCACGGUGCCGGCGGUAUGCUGCCGGGUUACACUGUCGCCCGGCCCAGCUACCCGGUCAUGAUGCCCGACGGCUUCGCCUCCGGCGUCCCCUACGGUCCAGCGUCCGGCAACAGCAACGGCCGCAAGCAGCGGCGUGAGCGCACCACGUUCACGCGUCAGCAGCUGGACAUCCUCGAGGGCCUGUUCCAGAAGACGCGCUACCCGGACAUCUUCAUGCGCGAGGAGGUGGCCAUCAAGAUCAACCUGCCGGAGUCGCGCGUCCAGGUCUGGUUCAAGAACCGGCGCGCCAAGAUCCGCCAGCAGGCCAAGCAGACCAACACGAACGGCACGGCGCCGCCGCCCGAGACCAAGCCGAAGCCGAAGCCGCGCACGCGCACG